AUGGCGGCUUCUACUGAUCCUCAGAUUCAAACUCAGAAUAGUGUGAAUUUUGCUGAUCCUUACUACCUCUCUAAUGGCGAUCAUCCUGGUAUGCAGCUUGGAAAUCACAUUCUCACUGGUUCCAAUUUUCUCAAUUGGAGUCGCACUGUUCGGAUGGCGUUGAUUGCUCGAAAUAAGCUUCAAUUUGUUGACGGUACUCUUCCUUCUCCUUCUCCUGAUUAUCAGAAAUGGAUUCGUAAUGACUAUAUGGUGAUGUCUUGGCUUUUGAAUUCUGUUGAUAAAAGUUUAGCUGAGAGUUUCAUGUUUGUUAAUUCUUCUGCUGAUUUGUGGAAAGAGAUUUCUGAGCGGUUUGGUCAGUCUAAUGCACCUCAGGUGUUUGAAUUGCAUAUAUCUUUGAGUUCUUCAAAUCAAAAUAAUGAUAGUAUUGCUGAAUACUAUGGUCGAUUGAAGAGUGUUUGGGAUCAAUUGCAAAUUCUUGAAGGAUUUCCUGAUUGUACUUGUGAAGCUUUAAAACUCUGUAGUUGUGGAGUUCUCAAGAAAAUUCUUGAGAUGGAUCAGAGAAGGAAGUUGAUGCAACUAUUGGCUGGUCUUAAUAGGAACUAUGAUCAAGUUAAGACUAAUCUUCUAAGUCUUGAUCCUUUGCCUUCGAUUAACAAGGCUUAUCAUACUCUUCAACAAAUUGAACAACAGAAUAAGUUGAAUUUGUUGGCAACAAAUUCUGUUGAAACAAAUUCCAUGAAUGCUGCUGCUAAUGCAGUUAUGACUCCUAAGGUUUUUCCUAAGCCUUCUUAUAUGCAGAACCCUGAUUAUAAGAAGAUUAAGUCUGAUCUUCUUUGUACUCAUUGUAAGAAACGAGGUCAUGGUGUUGAUUCUUGUUUCAAGUUGUAUGGUGUUCCUACCUGGUAUACUGAGUUGAAAAGGAAGGCUCCUGCUAAUGUCAGGUUGGCUGGAAAUGCUUCUGGUUCUGCUGGAAUUCUUGGUAAAGCGCCAGUGCAGGGUGAUGAACAUGGUUCUUCUAUUUCUUCUGCUGAUCCUACAGCUAUGACUCACAUGUAUAAUGAAUUACUUCGGAUGAUACAGAAUAAGUCACCAAGUUCUUUAGACAAUCCUUUGUCUUCUGCAAUCAACUUUGCAGGUACUACUAUUGCCUUUCAUGUGGAUAAUUUGAAACAUGUUUUUGAUAAGACUGCUUGGAUUAUUGAUACUGGUGCUAGUGACCAUAUGGUUGGUAAUUUAGACUUAUUUGCUUCAAUUCAUAAACUGAAAAAUCCAAUCAAAGUUAGUUUGCCUGAUGGAACAUUUACUUUUGUUUUGUAUGCUGGUUCUGUUGCUUUAACUGUUGAUCUUCUCAUUCAUAAUGUUUUCUAUAUUCCUUCCUUUAAACACAAUCUAUUAUCUGUUGGUAGAUUACUUGAUCAUCACAGUUUAGUUGCUCAUUUUGAAAAGGAUUCCUGUCUAUUUCAGGACCUUGUCUCUAAGCAAGUUAAAGCUGUUAGAACAAGAUUUUCUGGACUCUACAAGUUUAGUUCUACUUCUUCUGAUUUUCAUUCUUCUGUAAAUAAUAUACAGCAUGUUGAUGUUUCCAUGCUUGCUAAUAAUCUCAUUACAAAAUCUGUUUUACCUAGUAUUGAUGUUGUUCAUGCUAGGUUAGGUCAUCCUUCUGCUAGUCAUAUGAAACAUGUAACUAUUCCUAUAUCAGGCAAUAAAACUUGUGAUUUUUCUUGUGAAGCAUGUGUUCUUGGCAAACAUCAUAAAUUUCCCUUUUCCAUAUCUUUGUCUAUGGCUUCUCAACCUUUUGAUCUUAUUCAUGUCGAUUUGUGGGGCAAAUAUAAGAGACCUAGUUUGUCUGGAGCAUUUUAUUUUUUGACUGUUGUGGAUGACAACACUAGAGUGACUUGGACUUUUCUGAUUCAUGACAAGACUCAAGUGUUUUCUGUGAUUACUGGAUUCUUUUCUUAUGUUCACACUCAGUUUGGGAAAUCAGUUAAAAUGCUUAGAAGUGAUAAUGGUACUGAGAUAAUUCAGGAGGUUUGUGCUAAGUUCUUUAUUGAGCAGGGUAUUAUUCAUCAAAAGAGCAUUCCUGGCAAUCCUCAGCAGAAUGGGAGGGUUGAGAGGAAGCAUAGACAUCUAUUAGAGACUGCUAGAACCUUAAGAUUACAUGCUUCUCUUCCUUACAAGUUUUGGGGUGAAUGUCUGUUAGCAGCAACCUAUUUGAUCAACUUGUUACCAAGUUCUGUUCUACACUGGAAGUCUCCCUUUGGGUGUUAUUUGGGAAGCCACCUAAUUACUCUCAUUUAA
This is a messenger RNA of Chenopodium quinoa (quinoa), 2298 nucleotides long. RefSeq lists its product as uncharacterized. The coding region runs from base 1 to 2298 and encodes 765 amino acids. Gene Ontology annotation, biological process: DNA integration. The transcript has a single exon. NCBI's taxonomy places the organism in Eukaryota, Viridiplantae, Streptophyta, Magnoliopsida, Caryophyllales, Amaranthaceae. The record is from RefSeq and is a predicted model, not a curated record. Gene Ontology annotation, molecular function: nucleic acid binding.